Penicillium malachiteum is the source of this 1479-nucleotide messenger RNA. Its product is annotated as sulfatase family protein. The record is from RefSeq and is a predicted model, not a curated record. The transcript has a single exon. Bases 1 to 1479 code for a protein of 492 amino acids. NCBI's taxonomy places the organism in Eukaryota, Fungi, Ascomycota, Eurotiomycetes, Eurotiales, Aspergillaceae. Gene Ontology annotation, molecular function: arylsulfatase activity.
AUGUCCGAACGGAAAAAUGUUUUGCUCCUGGUGGCAGACGAUCUGGGAAAGCAGUUGAGCUGCUUUGGCGCAAAGAAUAUCCAAACACCCAACAUCGACCAACUCGCAAGUGAAGGAACUCGAUUUGACUAUGCGUUUGCAAGCACAGCAUCUUGCAGUGGUAGUCGCUCUGUGAUUUAUACAGGUCUUCACACCCAUCAAAAUGGUCAAUACGGACUUGCGAGUCACCGACAUCACUUCGUGACGUUUAACGAAGUGGAAACAUUACCCCUGCUUCUGAAUCAGUCCGGUCAUCGAACUGGAAUCCUGGGAAAGAUUCACGUUGGACCAGACCCCGUUUAUCCAUGGGAGGAGAGGAGAGAAAGCGAUACUCGAGAUGUUUCCGUGAUCGGCGACCAAGCAAAGCAAUUCUUUGAGGAAUCAGUGGAAGAUACGCGCCCUUUCUCCUUAACCAUUGGAUUCAUUGAUCCUCAUCGCGAUCGUACCAGAGGAGGCUUUGGAAACACCGAUGACUUCGAUCCCCGCGUUACAAAGGGACAGUACACACCGGAAAAUGUGGAAGUUCCUCCGUUUAUUACGGACACUCCUGGGGCUCGGUAUGAACUCGCCGAAUACUAUAACUCGAUUCACCGACUCGAUCAGGGAGUGGGUUUUGUAUUGAAAGCGUUGGAGGUAUCAGGCCUGGCAGACUCGACCUUAGUCAUAUUCAUCAGUGACAAUGGUCCACCGUUCAUUAACUCCAAGACAACUCUGUUUGACGCGGGGGUGAGACUACCUUUGAUCAUCCGACACCCUCACGUCGCCCCUGCAGUAAGCAACAACAUGGUGUCGUACGUCGAUAUCCUGCCAACCAUUCUCGAUUAUGUCGGUCAUUCAGGGCAGGUGGAUUCCACGCAGAAGAGACUUGGUCGCUCCUUGCUUCCUAGUCUUGGCACCACGGAUCUACCCGAUUACAACGAGGUGUUUGGCUCCCACACUUUUCAUGAGGUGACAAAUUACUGGCCAACUCGGUUUGUUCGAGACCGCAAAUACAAAUACCACCGAAAUCUCGCAUGGAGACUUGAUUUCCCCUUCGCUGCUGAUCUGUAUGGCUCGUUGUCCUGGGAGGAUAUUCGGAACUCCACCGAUAGUGAGAUCACGGUCGGUGGAAGAAAGCUCAAGGAUUACUUUUUCCGGGCUCCAGAGGAGUUAUACGACUUGGAGAAUGAUCCAAGUGAGCUUCAUAAUCUAGUGAAUGAUCCGGAACACGCAGAGGCGUUGGAAAAACUGCGGUCGCGAUUGGAGAAGUGGCAACGACGAACAGAGGACCCAUGGCUAUAUAAAGAUGGUGUCUCUGUUUGGUUUGUGCGUUAUCAUUUGAAUGCCGGUCUUCGAAUUCCUGAUCGACUGGAUUUUGAUGCGGAUCGGCCCGGUAACCAGAAUGGUGCCGCUGUCGCCGCAGAUGGUCCCUGGGGAGCGGAUGUAGACUUGUCGAAGUGA